Molecule: messenger RNA, 882 nt
Organism: Microsporum canis CBS 113480
Lineage: Eukaryota; Fungi; Ascomycota; Eurotiomycetes; Onygenales; Arthrodermataceae
Exons: 1
Coding region: 1-882 (293 amino acids)
Source: RefSeq, a predicted model, not a curated record
AUGUCGUGGGUUCGGUGCUGCCUAGACCGUCCGAUAUUGAAGAGGCGAUCACAGAAAACUACAGGGCCUCUCGAUGAACGAUUUGGAGAUCCCUCAAUUAGUGGGCCUAUGGAAGGUGGAUGGAACCAAAUUUCACCAUCACCAGAAGCUAAAGAGAGCGGCUUUCCAUCCAGAAAUGGUAAUGUUAUAUCUGAACAACAGGUUAAGAAUAGUGGUGACCUCGUACGGACCCAUUCAAAGCCGUGGAGAUACUCUCCGCGUGGCUUCAACGCACGAAAGAAUGAUGAACCGGUAGAGCCUGAGAGAUCAUUCAAUGAGAGAGCGUCAUCGCCCACCGCAACAAAGGAUAAGGCAGAUUUUAUUUACAAACCUGCCAGUGGCGAGUUCCUAAAAACCAUGGCCGAACUUGGGAAACCGAAAAACGGACGUUAUUCCUCUGAAAUGUCAAGGUCUAUUGUGAAUAACCGACAUACUUCUUUGCAGAGCAACAGCUCCCUAGAGCCAACUCUACCCGGAGAGAUCCCACGACAUCCAUAUCACCAGGACUUUUCUACGCGAAGCCAUUCUCCAGCGCAUCGUACUUACUCUAAUAAAUCCACAAGCCCAACGGAGCACAACUUCGACCAGCGAACUCCAGCCACCAACUACAGUACAUCAGCGCGCAACUCAACUACUAGGGAUGAAGACUAUAGCAGUUACACAACAACAACAAUGGACAUUGAGAAAUCCCCCCGGUCCAUAAUAUCCGACACCGCUCCCGUGCCAACAUACUUGCCCUCCAACCCUGCUCCAUCUGAGCAAAGUCGGAAAAAAAGGAAGGCUAAGCCCAAACGAGUGGUGACUUCUGAAAUGGUGCCAUCAACAAACGACCUUUUCGGCUGA